AUGCGUACCGCCCAAUUGCUCGCUCUCUCCGGCCUCAUGCUCAUGAGCAACGUCGCCAUGGGCGCCGAGCUGGAACACGACGACGUGCCCAAUCGCUGCUGGGACGUCUGCGGCCCGGUGGUAGGAAUUGCGCACAAAUGCGACAACAUGCACGACAGUGACCGCGCCGAGAUGCAGUGUAUCUGCGACUGGAAGCAGGCACCAUCCCUGAUUCCUCUCUGCGAGGCCUGUAUCGCACAGUAUCGCAGCGAACGCAAUAACAGGGACCAUGAUGAUGAUGACGACGACGAUGACCGCAACCCUCAUCACAACGAUGCUUAUGACAUCCUCACCUCCUGCUCCCUCUCAACAACCAGCUACAACCCAACCGCCGCAGCCUCCGCCGUUAGCUCCGCAAGUGCCAAUGGCACCGGCACAACUCCAACGGCAACCUCAUCGGGCAUCGCCGACUCCACGAAUGGUGGCACCUCGGGCAAUUCCAACAGAAACUCGGCGAGUAGCACCAACUCCGCGGCGAGCGCCCAGAACACCGACAAUGCGGCGUCUGCUUAUUCGAGCCCCAAGGCUGCUUCCUUGGCUGCCGUUGUCGGACUAGGCUUUCUUGCCUGGCUGUGA
This is a messenger RNA of Aspergillus pseudotamarii, 615 nucleotides long. RefSeq names its product putative GPI anchored protein. Lineage: Eukaryota; Fungi; Ascomycota; Eurotiomycetes; Eurotiales; Aspergillaceae. The record is from RefSeq and is a predicted model, not a curated record. The transcript is spliced from 2 exons. The coding region runs from base 1 to 615 and encodes 204 amino acids.